Messenger RNA from Phyllopteryx taeniolatus (common seadragon), 1627 nucleotides. RefSeq names its product argininosuccinate synthase 1 (gene ass1). Gene Ontology annotation, cellular component: cytoplasm. Gene Ontology annotation, molecular function: ATP binding; argininosuccinate synthase activity. The transcript has 15 exons. Gene Ontology annotation, biological process: urea cycle; L-arginine biosynthetic process. Bases 186 to 1424 code for a protein of 412 amino acids. The record is from RefSeq and is a predicted model, not a curated record. Lineage: Eukaryota; Metazoa; Chordata; Actinopteri; Syngnathiformes; Syngnathidae.
UGUUAAAUUUGCAGCGCAAGUGCAAUGGAAGAGCGGUCAAUGGGGGACGUCAUAGGCGAGGGCCAAUAAGAGCGCAGGGAUUGGAGCCAGCAAGCGACAACUGUUAUUUCACCAGCGACAGGCUGACAUUACCGGCUCGUCUCACAACAGCAACCUUUUGCUUGUGGUAGCAACAAGUCACCAUCAUGACUAAAGGUACAGUGGUGCUGGCCUACAGCGGCGGACUGGACACAUCCUGUAUUCUGGUGUGGCUCAAAGAGCAGGGUUACGAUGUCAUUGCUUACAUGGCUAAUAUUGGACAAGAUGAGGACUUUGAAACUGCUCGCAAAAAGGCUGAAAACCUUGGUGCCAAAAAGGUAUGCAUCGAAGACCUUCGCAUCGAGUUCGUGGAGGACUUCAUCUUGCCCGCUGUCCAGGCCAACGCCGUCUACGAGGACCGGUACCUGCUGGGCACCGCGCUGGCUCGGCCCUGCAUCGCCCGGCGCCAGAUUGAGAUUGCGCGGCGGGAGGGAGCCCAGUAUGUGUCGCACGGUGCCACGGGAAAGGGCAAUGACCAGAUCCGUUUUGAGCUGGCUUUCUACGCCCUCUAUCCUGGGGUUAAGAUUAUUGCACCCUGGAGGAUUCCUGACUUCUACAACCGUUUCCGAGGCAGAACAGACCUGAUGGCAUACGCACAGAAACACGGCAUCCCUUUGCCUGUCACUCCAUGGGCCCCCUGGAGUAUGGACGCCAACCUUAUGCAUAUCAGCUAUGAGUCCGGCAUCCUGGAAAACCCUAAGAACCACGCUCCAACUGACCUCUAUCAAAUGACCAAGAACCCAGAAGACUCCCCCUCCUCUCCUGACGUCCUGGAGCUGGAGUUCAAAAACGGAAUCCCUGUCAAGGUGAUCAGUGAGAAGCAAGGAAUAUGCAAAGACACCCCUUUGGAUAUAUUUUUAUUUCUAAAUGAGAUUGGAUCAAAGCACGGAGUGGGUCGCAUCGACAUUGUGGAGAACCGUUUCAUCGGCAUGAAGUCCCGAGGGAUUUAUGAAACUCCUGGAGGUACCAUCCUGUUGGAGGCUCAUCUUGACAUGGAGACAUUCACCAUGGAUAAGGAGGUGCGCAAAAUCAAGCAGGGGCUUGGGAUCAAGUUCUCUGAACUCGUCUACAACGGAUUCUGGUACAGUCCAGAGUUUGACUUUGUGCGCAACUGUAUAACCAAGUCCCAGGAGAAUAUUGAAGGCAAAGUGCAGCUGUCCGUCUUCAAGGGCCAGGUCUACAUCCUGGGUCGAGAGUCGCCUAAGUCUCUGUACAAUGAAGAGCUGGUCAGCAUGGACGUGCAGGGGGACUACGACCCGUGCGAUGCCUCGGGAUUCAUCAGGAUCAACGCUGUCAGGCUCAAGGAGCAUCAGCGUCUGCAGGGCCUGUCCAGCACCAUGAAGUGAACAUACGAAGGAGCUACACUACAAUUUGAAGUACCAUCUCUAAAAUAUUGACAAUAUUUGAGAUGUGUUUAUUCCAUUUUAGUGCAACGUAAUGUGUUUGAAAUUAGGCCACGAUGCAGUGUUCUUGAUGGAGGCUACUGUGUUCUUAUCGUUAUUGAAAAUAAUGGUAAUAAUGACAAAUAAAAGCCAAAAUAAGUGCUUUA